AUGAAGGUUUCCGUCUUAGCCGCCGUUGCUGCCUUUGCCGCUGCCACUGCUAUUGCUGGCCCAGUUCGCCCAGCUGGCGUUGGAAACGACAAGUACUUGAUCGAGCUUGCCCCAGGAAAGACCCAAUGGGUUACUAAGAACGAGAAGCACCAGAUGAAGGCUGCUGGACAAACCUUCAUCGAUAUCACCGACGAGUUCGGUACUGGAUUUACCGCUAGCCAGCCCGUCUCUGCCAAUUACCCUAAAAACUCUCGCCAUUCUUCUAUCGUAGCUCCUAUCAUUGCCAACCUUUCAAAGGAGAAUCUUAUGCGCGACCUGAAGGCCAUGAUAGAGUUCAACAACCGAUACUAUGAGUCGCAGACCGGUGUUGAGUCUGCUACCUGGUUAAUGGAGCAAGUCCAGAAGGCCAUUGACGCAUCUGGUAUCCAGGGUGCGAAGGUCGAGAAAUUCGAGAAUCAAUUUCAGCAAUUUAGUAUCAUUGCCACUAUUCCCGGAUCCGAGUCAACCGUCGUCAUCGGAGCUCACCAGGAUAGUAUCAACGAGCAGGACCCUGAGGGUGGCCGCGCCCCAGGUGCCGAUGAUAACGGAAGUGGAUCAGUUGUUGUCCUCGAGGCCCUUCGCGGCGUUUUGGGAUCUAAGGCUCUCCAAGCUGCAAACAACACCAAUACCAUGGAAUUCCAUUGGUAUGCCGGUGAGGAAGGUGGUCUCUUGGGUUCUAACGCUAUCUUCAAGAAGUAUAAGAGUGACGGCCGCCAGAUCAAGGCUAUGCUUAACCAGGAUCUCGCUGGCUUUGUUAAGAAGGGUGGCCCUGAGCAAUUUGGUCUUAUCACCGACAACACGAACCAAGAAUUAAACCAAUUCUGCAAGAUGAUCGUUAAGAAGUACGCUUCUAUCCCAAUCGUUGACACCAAGUGCGGCUACGCUUGCUCCGACCAUGCCUCCGCCGACCGUAGCGGCUUCCCAGCUUCCAUGGUCGCCGAAACAGCUUUCCGUGACUCUAACCCACACAUCCACUCCGCUGACGACGUUACUGACUACCUGGACUUUGACCACAUGCUCGAGCAUGCCAAGGUUGCCGUUGGAUUCAUGACCGAGCUUGCCAUGGCCUCCAACUUGUAA
Microsporum canis CBS 113480 is the source of this 1119-nucleotide messenger RNA. RefSeq names its product leucyl aminopeptidase. The transcript has 3 exons. Bases 1 to 1119 code for a protein of 372 amino acids. Lineage: Eukaryota; Fungi; Ascomycota; Eurotiomycetes; Onygenales; Arthrodermataceae. Gene Ontology annotation, molecular function: metalloexopeptidase activity. Gene Ontology annotation, biological process: proteolysis. The record is from RefSeq and is a predicted model, not a curated record.